AUGAGCCGGCCUAGCCGGCUGCAGAGACAAGUUCUUAGCCUGUACCGCGAGCUCCUGCGCGCCGGGCGCGGAAAGCCGGGCGCUGAGGCUAGGGUGCGCGCCGAGUUCCGACAACACGCCAGUCUGCCACGCUCCGACGUGCUGCGCAUCGAGUACUUGUAUCGCCGUGGACGGCGCCAGCUCCAGCUGCUACGCUCGGGCCACGCCAAAGCUAUGGGCGCCUUCAUACGUCCUUCCGGAGAGCCUGGCGAUGUGGACACCCUGCCCGACGACAGUAACAAUCCAAGGAGGCUGCCCGAAGGCGCCAGGGCACCGGAGACACCGCCUAAUGGACGGUGA
This is a messenger RNA of Chrysochloris asiatica (Cape golden mole), 339 nucleotides long. It is a transcript of the gene SDHAF1, whose product is annotated as succinate dehydrogenase complex assembly factor 1. The record is from RefSeq and is a predicted model, not a curated record. Lineage: Eukaryota; Metazoa; Chordata; Mammalia; Afrosoricida; Chrysochloridae. The coding region runs from base 1 to 339 and encodes 112 amino acids. The transcript has a single exon. Gene Ontology annotation, cellular component: mitochondrion. Gene Ontology annotation, biological process: mitochondrial respiratory chain complex II assembly.